CGCGUGAGCCUAAUCUGGUCUUAGUCUUCCUAGUGCAACGCCGUCCAUCGAUCGCAGUGACGACGUGAUUGAAUCGGUCUCUCUUUCCAAGCACAGAAGGUAUACUUUGACAGCUACAGAAAACCAAAUAUCUAUCAACAUAGAAAGCGAUCAAGAUGCCUCUAGCAGCAGUAGGACAAAUCCGCUCCACAGCCUCCCUCACCCACAACCUCCACCAAUGCCAAAGCCUCGUCAAAAAAGCCUCAGAAGCCGGUGCCUCCGCGCUCUUCCUGCCCGAAGCCUCAGACUACAUCAACACGAACCCCUCGCUCAAGCUGUGUAAAUCCGUCGAAGAUUCCGAAUUCGUCCAAGGUCUAUUGUCUUCCGCAAAACAGUAUAAACUGCCCAUUCACGUGGGCAUCCACGAACCAGCGUCCGGAGACAAGUCGAAGAACACCUUGAUCUGGAUCAAUGAAGAGGGCCACAUCACAAACCGCUACCAAAAGCUGCAUCUCUUCGACGUCGACAUCAAGGACGGGCCCAGCCUGCGAGAAUCCAAGUCUGUAGAGCGCGGCUCCGAACUCCCUCAACCUUUUGACACCGCGCUGGGCAAGAUCGGUCCGCAAAUUUGCUUUGAUAUGCGUUUCCCUGAGCCCGGGCUAGCGUACGCUCAGCGCGGUGCGCACAUCAUUACCUACCCCUCUGCAUUUACCACGGCGACAGGAAAGGCGGGGCAUUGGCAUAUGCUGUUACGAGCCCGCGCGAUCGAGACGCAGAGUUAUGUCAUUGCUGCGGCGCAGGUGGGCAAGCAUGACGAGGAGGGAAAGAGACAUAGUUAUGGGCAUAGCAUGAUUGUUGAUCCGUGGGGGAAGGUGGUGGCGGAGUUGGGAGGCGAGGUGGAUGAGAAGGGGAGGGGGUCGGAUGAGGGCGAGAUUGCGGUUGCGGAGAUUGAUGUCGAGUAUGUGGAGAAGAUUAGGAGGGAGAUUCCGUUGGCGAGGAGGACGGAUGUGUAUGCUGCGCUGGACUAGAUGGGGUUGCAUGACUUGGU
Macroventuria anomochaeta is the source of this 1027-nucleotide messenger RNA. RefSeq names its product carbon-nitrogen hydrolase. The transcript is spliced from 2 exons. Gene Ontology annotation, molecular function: hydrolase activity, acting on carbon-nitrogen (but not peptide) bonds, in linear amides. The record is from RefSeq and is a predicted model, not a curated record. NCBI's taxonomy places the organism in Eukaryota, Fungi, Ascomycota, Dothideomycetes, Pleosporales, Didymellaceae. Bases 156 to 1007 code for a protein of 283 amino acids.